This is a messenger RNA of Amorphotheca resinae ATCC 22711, 2095 nucleotides long. RefSeq lists its product as hypothetical. The transcript has 2 exons. Gene Ontology annotation, cellular component: SBF transcription complex; cytoplasm. The coding region runs from base 291 to 1835 and encodes 514 amino acids. The record is from RefSeq and is a predicted model, not a curated record. Gene Ontology annotation, molecular function: transcription coregulator activity. Lineage: Eukaryota; Fungi; Ascomycota; Leotiomycetes; Helotiales; Amorphothecaceae.
CUCCGCUCAACGCAGCAUCAUUAAUCGUCUCUCGCCCCGUCUGUUGUUGCCAGACCCUUGCGGCUCAAACAUCAGCAGUUGGCCAUCCCUUUCACCUCUGUGCCCCCGAAGCAACGCGUGGGAAUCCCUCGACUGCUCGACUUGCCAGACCGCGCCCCGUCACCCCGGCACCGUACCGCCACGAUCAUUCGGCCUGCCAGACGAGAGCGCAUUCUGCCGGAUUGACAUCUGGACGGGCAUCCGCCGCACGCUUCAUUCACGAGGGAACAUUCGGGGAAGACGGAUCAUUGAUGGAUCCUCACGAAGUCGCCAUUGCUGCCCUCAAUCAGGUCGCCCAGUCUCCGCAUCGCCGCCAGCCUUCCGCGGGUAACGUCGCCUCAUCGCGGUCAGAUCCGAACGCGACGGGUGUCGACAUGAAGAGCAAUGCGAGGGAGGAGAACGCGGCCGGCGCGCAGGAACAAUCCCAGCACAUGGGAGGAUCUGGCGGGACCACGUCGAACGCUGGAGGAAGCCAGGAAUCCCAGAGCAGCACAGCUCGAGCGCUGCAGUCGACGUCGAGUAGUAACAACUCGCAGUCGACGGCAGAUGGACAUGACGGCGUGUCGACGCCGCCGACCUCGACCUCCGAUGGCUUCUCCUCCCAAGGCACGACUCAGGAUGGUCAGAUUUCCCAAUUAUCGCAACUCUCGCAGCUUGCUGCUGCUCAGCAACCGAUGGCUACUCCCCCGGCGGCGCGACCGAACAUUGCCGUUGCUUCAACUGCGGGGCAUAAGAGAACAGCAGAUGGGCAGGUGAAGCCGCCUUCACCAGCCAGCCCCCGCGAAUUUCGCGUUCGUGGUCAUUCAAGGACCACGAGCGCCGUCAGUAAUAUAUCUUCUGGUACGAGUAGUAGAAUUGGAGAGCUGUCUGCGGAACUGCGGACGCGUUUAUCUUACGCAAUGGUCAAAGUUAACAAUGGAUGGCAAUCCAACACAAUUGAAGAGGUGGAGUCACUGGCAUCCCAGGCUGGAUCGCCGACAUCAUCGACUUCGACAUUACACGGGCGCAGGAAUCACGUUGCGUCGCCACGCGCAACUAUGAUUGCUCUCCAAGGCCAGAAUCGCAACCCGAUGCACCCAUUAAUGCAAGCCCCUACAGAGGAUUUCGACUUGUACUCCAGAAGUGAGCCAUCAUUAAGGACAUACGAGUCCUUCUGGCGCGACCACUCUUCCAGCGUCCCCCCUCACCGUUCCUACAUCGCAUCUCCACCCACCACCAAAGCCUUCCUCGCACCCCCGGCCGAUAUCCGACCCUCGACCAACUCGCGCCGAUCACACGCUUCGAAAUUCGCCAAACCACCUGCAAUCCCCGGCCAGGGGUCCAAUUCUCCCCUCAACACCUCUACUCCUCGCACACCGAUCCGCGCGGAUCUGAGAGAGAAGCCGAUGCAAACCCCUACUCAGAAAACAAUCCAGGAACAAGACGCGAUCGAGACGCUGCUGUUCAUGAGCAGCCCCGGCAAUUCAGGGACCAUGGGACACGCUCCCUUUCCCGGGGCGAGACCGAAUCCGAACCUCGCGAGUCCGCAGCCGAAUCCUCUAAGAGUAGAGUACAACGCGCAGGAACGAGGAGGGCGCGGAGCUCAGGGUAGGAGAGUAGGUUUUGAAGAGAUCACGACGGAAACCGACGACAGCAGCGAGACGCGGGUGGAAAGGACGAGCAAGCUAGACAGAGUAGACGACGGAAGCAGGGAGGACGCGCUCGAUCGCCUACUCGACGAGAUGAGUGACGCGAGCAGUGACGACGAAGAAGUCGUGCUGAGUUAUUCCCCGCGGGUCGCUGCUGGGCGUGCAUAGCCCGCGUUGUUCCGAUCCCCAAGGGAUCUUGUAUAUUUGAUUGAUUGAUUGAUUGAUUCAUUAACAUCACCAUCGCCACGUUACGGAGUUCUAUAUAUAUUGGAAAUUGGGUGGGCAGGGGAGGGGAGGGGAGUCCGGAUUUGCCUUACUUACUUGGUUUUCUUUCCAUCCUAUCUUCAACUAAGCAUCUGCAUCUGCAUCUGCAUCUGCAUUAUCAUCUACCAUCUACAAAGCCUGGAUCAUCAGUUCGGCCUUGUGCG